AUGCCUAUCCAAUACCAGAAAGCUGACGGGUCCCAUUGUGAGUAUCGUACAAACUUUGAUGGAGAGGUGGAGCAACCAUCGACGAAGGAGUCGGAGCAUGAUGAGAACAGUGGUCUCCAUCAGCGUGAUGAACUUGAUGGUCGUCCUAGAGCAGUUGAUGUUGCAAGCUUCCCGCUAGGAUGGUCUUUGGCUACUAGGCUGAUCCCAUCUGGUGCUGUGAAGCGAGAAUAUGACAUGUCAGCCAGCAGGCCGGGGUUGCCCCUUUAUAUAGUACGCCAUGAGGCUAUCAAGUUUUUCCAAGUGCUGAUGUCAAGUGAAACCCCUUAUUUCAAGUCUAUUGGCGAGGGUUGGGCCCUUAAUGGCUUCAUGUAUUGUCUCACCGAGGACGAUGAUGUUGGUGUAGUUGUCCGGCAAGUGGAGGACUCGUCCACGUGCGGAGAUACAGCCCGAAUCAUGCUGAGUGUUGUUACCAGAGAUUCCGAGACGGAGAGCGGAAGUUCGGGUAGAAUAUCUGCAGCCAUCGAGGCAUGGGACUAUGCUCUGAGGCAGCUCGUCAACGGAGCAAGUGCACAGACGGUUCGCUCUCUGCGUAAUGGUCUAUUCCGUAGCUACCUGGACCAAUAUUACUUCGCUGGUUUACCGAUGAGCUAUCUCCCAUCAUGGACAAAGCUGAGUCGACCACCUCCCUCGGAUAGGCUUGAGUAUCUCACUACUCAAUGAUAUGCAGACUGUUGGCUUACCCUUACACUCGUCAAGCCUGGUUUGGAUGCAGUCUAGCUUGUUGGAGUGUAAUCGGUGAAGUAUCCAGCUACGAUGAGUGCGAGGUGUGGUAUGUAGCAUACUCCAGCCA
Molecule: messenger RNA, 850 nt
Organism: Perkinsus marinus ATCC 50983
Lineage: Eukaryota; Perkinsozoa; Perkinsida; Perkinsidae
Exons: 2
Coding region: 1-720 (239 amino acids)
Source: RefSeq, a predicted model, not a curated record